CAUUGAGUUUAAUAUUUACAGCACAGAGGGGUGUCAGAAUCUCAAGUAUCAAUUUUUAAUCCGUGGGUGUCAGAAGUGUCAGAACAUAUUUGCCUGACAUAUGACAGAACUUAUUUUGUCAUUGUCAAAAAUUGUAACAGUCUGUUAUCAAUGUUAUCAUAACAUAAACAAAAUUCAAGAUUUGAUGUGAUGGUGAUGGAACAACUAUAACUAUAUUAAAUAAUUGUAAAUGGAAAACGGAAAGAGUACCUGCUUGAUAUAAAUUGGCCUUUUAUAUUACUAUUAUGUUCGUGUUGUCUUUUAACAGAUAUUCACAAUAAUAAAGUGCUGAAUUUUCAAUUCGGUUAAAUCCAAUGGUGGUAAUCUUUAUGAAAAUUAGUGUUGUGUUUUAACUGUUCCAACUCAGUAUUUCAUGUAAUGGAAAGAAUUUGAUCGAUAUAUAUAUAGAAAAAGAUUUCUCAGUCACUGUUAUCCUAUAAGCACCAGAUUAUGUCCCAAUCAGUGAGAGCAGCUUCUUCAAAAGCAAAGAGAAGUACUAAGGAAAGGGAUAAACGCAAAUCCCAUACAGUAAAUCAAGAUAGUCAUAAUCUAAACAUAAUUGAAAGAACUUUGCCUAUAAAAGAUACUCAUUCUAAAAGGUAUGCUGGACUGUCCAUUGAAAGUAUAAAAGUAGCUGCUGAACAUAUUACAUUUCCUGACUUACUUUCAGAAGAAUCAUGUGAAAUAUUAGCAGAAGAUUUGAACUAUAAGUUGAGGUAUAUAAUUCAUCAAGCAGCUAAUAGAGCAUUUAUAUCAAAUAGAAGUGGUAUAAAUAGGACAGAUAUCGAGGAAACAUUUCAAGACUUACAAAUAGAAAAAAUUUAUGGCGCUCCAUCUGACCCAUUAUGGAUUCCACUUGCUGAUCAAAAUUGUCUUUUCUUAGAUGUAAUAUUAAAUUGGUACUUUAAAUUGAAGUAUCCCAAUUGUAAUGAUCCUAAAGUGAAUCUUAUAGAAGUGGCAGAGGAAGAAUUAGCAUAUUCUCAACCCUUCAGACCAGUGGUACAUAAAAAAUGGCUACCAGAAAGUAAAGAACCAAAUAACUCCCUCAAAAAUUAUUUCAAUGUUAUAUGUGAAGCUGUUGUUAGCAAUGACAUUGAGGUGAGAAAAAUGGCCCUUCAAAAUAUUAGCGUCAAUCCUAAUAUUGGUCCUAUUAUAAAUUGGCUUUAUAAAUUUGGAUACGUUCUCCUAUCAAAGGAUGUUACAUAUAAUUCUUUAACAUUUUACGCAUUGGAUUUAAUCGAAACUUUGGAAAUGAGUCCAUUAGGAAACACAGAAGCUGAUGAAAACCAGCUGAAAUUACUUGUAAGACUUAUUUUACAACGGUUAUUGAAGUCCUAUACGAAUCCAGAUGUACUAAAACCAAUGUGUUGGGUACUAGCUAUUUUAUGUAGAAGAUAUCCGCUCAAAGAGUAUGUUUUGGCAAAAUUGAAACAAAAACUUCCAGAACUCUCUUUUCAAUAUAACUUAUCAUUUUUAAUGAUUGUCAAUGCCCUGGGAAUCGAAGCUAUUAUUGAGAUUUUUCUGAAAAAUUUCGACAUUUUCUUUAUUAGAUUCAGUAUUGAAGAGGACAAAAAGAUGAAUGGCUAUGAUGCAACUUCACCCAAUUACAAAGAACUUUCUUUUGAUUGGCAGCUUUAUGGAUACCCCAUAAUGGAGAUGUAUUAUAUUCUUGUAAAGAAUAAUAUCUAUGAAAGCAAAUUCAAUAAGUUCCCAGAACUCGCAAAUUUCAGUGUUCUUCUCAGCAAGCCACAACAGUCUGAACCAGAAGAGAACAGAAUGAUCGAUUUCAUAAACAUGAAAAAGCAGUUGAUAAAAACUAGAAGGAAAAUUGAGAUUCAAAAUAAUCGUAGAUUCCUUCCUUAUGAGAGUGUUUUUGAAGUGCCAAUUUAUAGGACACGAAUGAAACAAAAGAUGGAAAAUCAUUACAAAACUAACUACCAUAUAGGUUGGAAAAAGCAGUCUCAUGUUGUUAUAGGAAAAACAUCUCUUUUAUUACCUGUGAUGAAAAAUAACAAUUCAUUCAUUUCAAGAUGUUAUGAUCACUCUUUGUCUUCAUACAAUUUAUAAAACUCCAGUUUGAGAUGGUUGAACAAAUAAAAGAUCGUUGGAAUACCA
Coccinella septempunctata (seven-spotted ladybird) is the source of this 2154-nucleotide messenger RNA. RefSeq lists its product as uncharacterized. The transcript is spliced from 8 exons. The record is from RefSeq and is a predicted model, not a curated record. Bases 490 to 2106 code for a protein of 538 amino acids. Gene Ontology annotation, cellular component: transcription factor TFIID complex; SAGA complex; SLIK (SAGA-like) complex. Gene Ontology annotation, molecular function: RNA polymerase II general transcription initiation factor activity; protein heterodimerization activity; transcription coactivator activity. Gene Ontology annotation, biological process: transcription initiation at RNA polymerase II promoter; RNA polymerase II preinitiation complex assembly. Lineage: Eukaryota; Metazoa; Arthropoda; Insecta; Coleoptera; Coccinellidae.